Sphaeramia orbicularis (orbiculate cardinalfish) is the source of this 4161-nucleotide messenger RNA. RefSeq names its product repulsive guidance molecule BMP co-receptor a (gene rgma). The record is from RefSeq and is a predicted model, not a curated record. Gene Ontology annotation, molecular function: coreceptor activity. Gene Ontology annotation, biological process: BMP signaling pathway. The transcript is spliced from 4 exons. Gene Ontology annotation, cellular component: plasma membrane. Bases 541 to 1887 code for a protein of 448 amino acids. Lineage: Eukaryota; Metazoa; Chordata; Actinopteri; Kurtiformes; Apogonidae.
AUUGUCUCUCUCACACUUUCUAACUAGCCAUUUCACAACAUCCAGACAGAGGAUCGGGCCGUACGCAGCAGCAGCAGCAGCAGCAGCAGCAGCACAUUUACCCUCAGGGUUUUUUUUUCUCUCCCCGACGUCGACCAUAACUAAUAAUUUGGAUCCAAGGCGCGGAUGAGGGCAAUUACUGGACUUAAUCUGUCCUAAUGUCUUCUUUUCUGAUCGAGUGAUAGUCCAAUGAGUUAAAGCAAUGGCUGAGGAGAUCUGAGUCCGUAGAGAAGUAGCAGCUUUUCAAUGAAUCUGAACUAAAAGGAAAAGCAGUUUCACUUCAGAACUGUGUUGGAAGAAGCCGGAUCGGUGGACAUCAUGUACACAUUGGCGGAUUUGACGCUCAGAAAGGACAGGAGUGCGUUUUAUUCCAGAUUACUGUGACACACACAGGACGGGUUUUUUUUUUUCAGAGGGGGUAGAUUUUAAGGAGUCUGCUUCCUCUCGCUCCUGUUCGCUGUCCUCCGGGUUCCUGCAGGACUCCAGAGUCGCGGAGAGCCCAUGCAGCCGCCAAGGGAGAGGAGCGAAGUGCGACCCCGAGCUGGAUGGAUGGUUAUGGGGAAAAGAGGAAGACCCUCGGCGCUUGAUGUGUGCAGAGUCCUGGCAGUUUGUCUCUCACUUUUUCCCACCGUGAGUCUGCAGUGCAAGAUCCUCAAGUGUAACUCUGAAUUUUGGGCCUCCACCUCAAACUCUGGACCGGAGGAGGAGUUUUGUACAGCGCUGCGGGCGUACAACAGCUGCGUACGCCGAACCGCACGUACCUGCAGGGGUGACUUGGCGUACCACUCGGCCCAGCAUGGCAUAGAAGACCUAAUGAGCCAACAUAACUGCUCCAAGGAGGGGCCGACAUCCCAACCACGUGACCGCAUCCCGCUUCUUCCUCCGCCUCCGCCUUCCCCACCUGACAGCCAGGAACGCUCUGAUGGCCCGGAAGUGUGUCACUAUGAGCGAAGUCUUCCCCGAAAUACGUCGCCGCCUAACUACACCCACUGCGGCUUCUUUGGAGACCCACACCUCCGAACCUUUGGGGAUGAAUUCCAGACGUGCAAAGUGGAAGGAGCUUGGCCGCUCAUCCACAACAAAUACCUGUCUGUUCAGGUGACCAACACUCCUGUAGUACCGGGCUCUUUGGCUACAGCUACAAGCAAGCUGACAAUCAUCUUUAAGAAUUUCCAGGAGUGUGUAGACCAGAAGAUGUACCAUGCAGAGACAGAUGAACUGCCAGCUGCCUUUGCAGAUGGUUCCAAGAACGGAGGAGAUCGGCACGGAGCGAACACUCUGCGUGUAGUGGAGAAGGUUCCCGGGCAGCACGUGGAGAUUCAGGCACGAUACAUCGGAACCACCAUCGUGGUCCGGCAGGUCGGCCGAUACCUGACCUUCGCCGUGCGGAUGCCGGAAGAAGUAGUGAACUCAGUGGAGGAAGGCGAUAACCAGGACUUGUAUCUGUGUCUUCAUGGCUGUCCUGCCAACCAGCGCAUCGACUUCAGGAACUUCAGGGCCAGAGCGGCAGAGGCCCAAAGCGCAGCCAGGACCAGGGGUGGCUCCGGGGCCCACGGGUUCACAUACCAGUCUGCAAAAGCCAAGUGCAAAGAGCGGCUACCAGUGGAGGACCUGUACUUUCAGUCGUGUGUCUUUGACCUCCUCUCCUCCGGGGACAUAAACUUCACCAUGGCAGCCUACUAUGCCUUUGAGGACGUAAAAAUGCUCCACUCAAACAGCAAGAGAUACCACAUCUUCGAGGAGGAUAUGAGGAAUGCAGCGCAUGCAGGAAAAGACAUACUUUCCCUCCUCCUCCUCAACCUCUUGGCUGUGUUAAUGUGGAUGGAGUGUUGCACUGUUUACCUCUAGUCCCUUUACAACAGCAUCCUCUCGGUGUAUUUGUCAGUGAGUGUUACAGAGUACCAUCCUCGUGUCCGCUCCUCUGCUCUGGUUCUGUCUGACGUGAUUGGUGGCUUGGCGGCGGGGUCGUCUCAGCCCCGCGUCUCAUUUUUGUUGUAUCGACGUGUCUUGACAUCAAUCUAACGACAAGGCGGGUUCCCCACGCUCCCACCAAUCAUCACCUGUAUUUAGCUGGUUCAUUGGGCUGGUCUUUGAAGAGAGUGGCGGUGAGAGAGCCCAGCUACCCCAGAGCUCAGGAUAUCCCACCUGGGAUUAAAUCCCACAUUCUCACUGGGGGCUGCAUGCCUAUGGGAAGCCGGACAAGAUGAUCUUUUGCAGAAAGAGGAGUUUGCUGAUCCUCCUCCCCUGAUCUCCCUCUUCGGUGCCAAGCCAGUGAAGCUCUCUGUGGCUCAUGUGGCGAAGUGAGAGGACCUGACAGGGGCUUUUGUUAACCUAAGGCCAGAAGCAGCUCUAUGUUUGAUUAGUUUCCAGCUCUGGAAAAGCCUGAGCCUUUUUGGAGGAAGCACUCAGCCAAAAGGAUGUCAGAGCAGUGUCUCCAGUUGUCUGCUGUGGAGAUUAAUGGGUCAUAUUGUUAGGUUAUGUGUGUGUGUUUGUGUGUGUGGGUGCAUUAGUACAAUAUGUGUGCCGAAUUCAGCGUCUGUGGUUAAUUUUGUGUGUUUGUGGGUGCCGGAGUUCCCAGAAAUGAUAGUGGGCGAAAUCUUUUCCCCCGCCUUUGUGUUGCACCCAAAAUAUUGGGAACAGAAAAGGACAAGACCGACUCCAGCCUGUUAAAACGGACUCCAUCAUCCAAGUAGCAAACCAGAAAAAAGAAAAGGGAACUGCUACAAAAGAAUCUUUUCAUCUGUCAUUUUCAGUGUCAUACAGCCUUCCACUUCUAUUGUUUGAUCAGACAGUGUUUGUAUUUUUUGGUCUGUAAUGUGAAUGUAACUAACAACAAAGCAAAAGAACAAACUUAGCUAAGGGCGCUCGUUUACAGAAUGUAGACCAGUUCAACAAACUACGACUUAACAGCAGAUAAAUGCGUCACUUUGAGCAUUUUCUAGAUUUAACAAACUCCGUUGUUGCCACAGUGCUGUAGAUGCCGACUGUCUGUGUAGUACUAACUGUAAAGACGUCACCUGUACUCAGUUUAGCGGUUCGUAGACAACCGGUGUGCCGACCUGACUGUGGCUUCGUGAGUAAAAUGAUAAGCGUAUGUCUGUAGACGUCAAUUUGUGGCUUAAGUCAUUGCCAAAGAACAAGCCCUCGUGCCAACAUUUCCCUCGCAGCUGAAUCUCAUAGAGGACUCCAACGAUUUACAUUAGAGGAUUCGUAGUUGUAUAUAACGUGUUUGUUGAUCAAUUUUUGGUACGCAGAGAGGCUAAAGUAGAGGCCCCUGAAAAAUCACAGUGACAUACUGUAAACGCAGCAUUUGUUUGUGUUUUGCACCCUCAUCUCUGCUUUUCUUGUUUCAUGAUAACUCCCAUUUGACCUUUGACUCUCGGCUACAGUAUCAGGUAAAGUGUAAGUCAUCCCUGUAGAUACUGUUACUUCUUGGGCACAGUUUAUGGUCAUUUAUCCUUACACUGAAGUAUUUAGCAGGCCUUACUACUGCUAAUAUGUAUUGGUGCAGUCUGACAAAAAAAAAAAAAAAUCAUACAAAUGAUUGUAAUGUUGAAUCUUGUGUUAAUAGAUGUAAUUUGUAUUGUGAGUUUUACAGUAUAUGGUUCUACAUGUGUAAUGUGAGAUUGUACAUAUGUUUUGUGAGUUGCUGAGUUAAAUUUGUGCAUUAUCAGUUGUUUGAAUUUCUCACUUCAGUUUUUGAACAUCAGAUGUUUUGGUGAAUGUGAACCUUUUUUAUUUUAAAAGGGAUUUUUUUUUUUUUUUUGCAAAAACACGAACACCAACAAGCAGAUUAUUCUUCACAUAUUAGUCCUCAAAAGAUGGUAUGUCCUCUUUUGCAGACCUGGAUGCAUGCCACCAUAUCUUAAUAAUGGAGCGUAGAAUAAAGGGGCUGUGGUGUUCAUGUUUUUGAGUUUCAAGCACUUUAUGUUUUCUUUUCAUUUAGCUCUUUAUUAUGUUUGAAAUUCUGUGUCAGAUAGCUAAAAAGGGAAAAAAAAAAUAGUUGAAUGGAAAUGCCAGAAAGAUCAAACUGUGUUUGUAUGUAAAGCAAAUGUGUUGCCACACGCCAGCUGUUUAUAAUGUAAAUUAUUUAUUGAAUAAAACAAAGUGUCUUGUUAAUGA